AUGCAAAUUAUAGCGCCUGAUAAUAUUGAAGAGCAAACACGCAUCAAUGCAUGUACACAAAAUGUCAGUCCCUACUAGCGCCAAUACAUGACACGACAUACCUAAUUGAAUCUUAUGUACUUGCUUAUUUUUUAUUUAAACAAGUUAAUCGCGUUAAUUAUUUACAACAAGUUAAUAUAUGAAAAACCCCUUAAAAAUGUAUGUUUAGACUAUUUGUCAAAAAAGAAACAGUUUAUAACCGGUUAACCGGUUUUAGGAUAUUAUUUUCGGUUAACACCCGGUUUUCAAUUAAUCCCGGAUAUGAAUUUCCUAUCUGUGACACUGUUUCAAAAGUUAAAUAGAAGAGUAAAGACACAGGUCAGGAGAUUUCUUCCCUGCCUGCGUAGCAUAGUUCAACCAAAACUCAUUUGAAAAAUUCUUAGAAAUCUAAUUUGCAAUAUUGCCAAUGCCACGCGCAGCAUAAUAUAUGUGUGAUUAUAUGACAUUAAAUAUACAUACACUGAAUACCUAAUCUAUCACCAUCAUCAUAUAUAUCGCUAUCUAUCAUCUAUUAACUCUGAAGUUAGUCCAGUCCAGGCCGGGCUAUCAGCCACCACAUGCCGUCUACAUUAGUGUACCUAUUCACUCUCGCCAGUACGUUCGGAUCGGUUGCCGCUCACACACUUCACUCCACCUACAUCAAUUUCAAGAAGCGGGGGAAAUCCAACGACAUAUGACUCUCAAGGAAAAAUAAGACAUAAAACGAAGAGAACAGUCGUUUGUUUUUACAGCGAAGCGCUUUGUUAUUACUAGAGUGAAGCGUUUGAUGAAAACGAAGAUAAGUCGUUUUUGUAAAUAUCCUAAAGUAUCAAAGUAGAUAACAGUGCGCAGUGCUAUAAAUUUCUGUGAUGUGUGAUUUGUGUGCAUAGCGAUGUGGUACAUACUAGGAUUGUUAGCUCUCCUGGCGAGUGUUAGAGCUGGGCUAGUACCUCGGGUGCCCCGGGACACUCAUCUUCAGUACCCUGUCUGCCACCCGUCCUCCGUCCAGUGUAAUGAAAUACAUCAUUUUAAAAACGAAAACGUAUACAAAGUUAACGGUCAUGAGCUAAUCAUAGACUUUCUGGAUGGAAUUUAUUUUAAAAUGCGGUGCGAUAGUGAAAGCAAAUAUUCCUCGAUGUUAUUGGAUGACCCCGAAAUGCCUGCUUUCUCAUGGCCAGUGACAGUAGAAGUAGCAUCACUCAACCAGUGCCUGAUUCCUCAAGAUACAUACUACGCUGCUCUGAAAGCGUUUAAUGUCACUGUUACGAAAACACUGAGGCUGAGGUUGCCCGCAGAUUCUAAGCUGGAGGUUCAUCACUUGAGGGGUCUACAAAUAAUCAACCUCGAGAUUAGUGCAGUGCAUUCUUUAAAACCGCCGCGCCCUUCUUUUAACUUCCUAGAUGAGGUAGCGGGACUGCGGAUACUGAAACUUACUGAUAUUGUUCCGGAGCCAGAAGCUCUUAACCGAUUGCCGACAUCGCUUGAGAUCCUUAAAAUUAUAAAUGCGAGAUUGCCUGCUGCAGAGCGCGUGCUUCGGAACGACAACAACAAUACCCGACAUUGGCUCGAGCGCCUACACUCACUGCAAUAUCUACUUCUAUCAGACUCCUCAGCGAUUGUAAAAAACUAUUCAGGAAAUAUAUUUACGCUGCCGCAACUAUCCUCGCUGCCCAACCUGGUUAGCAUGAGUCUAUACUACAUGCCAUUGCAAUCAAAGAGGCUUAAUAAUUGGCUUACAAACUCGACACUAAAAUAUCUUACACUGCAAUCCUGUGAAUUGACAGAGCUUCCAAAAUCCAUGUUCAAAGGAGCACAUCUAACUAACAUUACGGUCGCCUACAACAAACUUGAAUCUUUACCAUUAGGGCUGUUCACUCCGCUAAAGGACAGCUUGCAAGAGCUUGACUUAUCGCACAACAAGUUAGACAAAGCGACGAUCGUGAAUUCGGUGAAGCAGUUGGAGAAGCUGGUGACCUUGAAGGCCAACAAUAACCCUUUGGGAUCGCUGUGUGGAGAUACCAAUAUCAUUAAAGCUUCCCGAUCAUCAAAGUUGCCCUCGUCGCUACGCCGGCUUGAGUUGAAGAACACUGGCGCAACACGUAUCUGUUCUGAUUGGAUCAGUAAUGUGUUUGGACUUAUGGACAUCGACCUUAGUAACAACCAUAUUACUGAAAUCACGCGCGCACCAGUCGAGCUAGAACUUGAUAAGUUGCCGUGUGAUUGCAAUGCGUACUGGCUACGUGAGGUUCUGCGCAGUUGUUCGCUUCUAAAGUUAAAAGAAGACGUCGAAUGUUUGCCAGAUCCCACACCCCUCCACACCAAGCUCCUGCAAUAUCGUCCUGACGAAAUUUCCUGUCCGUACACCGGUGAAUGCUUACCAGAGUGUUCGUGCAAAAACCGGCCGCGCGACAACGCAACAGUAGUGUUCUGCACCGGCGCUCUGCCGCAGGGUCGUCCCUGGCCACUACUAGCGACCCCUGACUUCCCGUUAGCGUUGCAUGUAGCACCGGGAACGCUGGCCGCCGUACCAAAUAUCACACUUGUGGAGUUGCACGCACCCAACAACAACAUCACCAAGCUGGCCGAUGAAGAUAUACCUUCUACCAUACGAGUGCUAGACGUGCGUAACAACAACAUUUCGCAUAUCUCACUGAACGCGGCGAAGCGUCUUGCCCGAAUUAAAAAUGUCUCAGUGUAUCUCUCCGGAAACCCUCUUGCCUGCAAAUGCAACGACGUACCUGCCUUCAGUCAUCUGAACUUAGUGGGAGACGGAGAUUGGAAUUCAACACAAUGCGUCGACAUGAGUUUAGCUUCAGGAAAAACCGAACGUGAUCUCUGUCCUAGUCCACUACCGAAAGUUUUCGCCGUUGUCUUCCCAUUACUACUGAUAGCGAUCGCAGGUCUAACAGUUUACCUUAUGUUGCCACGUAUCAAGCAGUUUAUGUUUAGAUACGAUCUGUGGUCUAACUGGAUUCUUAGGGAGUGUGAUGAUACCAAUGACCCGGAAAAAACAGAAGAUGCGUUCCUUUCAUAUGCUAUUGGAGACUUAAAACUACUUAAAGAAUUAAAAUAUGGGUUAGAAAAGCUCGGAUAUUCUACAAUAGAACACCAAAGUGAUUGGCAGCCAGGUGACUCUGUGUUAGAGCAGAUUGAGACAUCGGUGCGAAAAGCUCGUCGUACAAUUCUCCUUGUCACCGAUAACUUCGCUGAAUCUGAAUGGACUCCGUUGGAGUUUCGUAUUGCCCACCAUCAUGCAUUAAAGACUCGAACCAAGCGGGUGCUGAUCAUUUAUUGCGGAUUAAAGAAACUGAAAAUGUUGCCAUUGGAUUUACAAAUUUAUUUACAAAACCACACUUACUUAGAAUGGGAUGACCCUAAAUUUUGGCUCAAGCUUCGCCGAUUCAUGCCACCGCCGCGUCAAGAAUUUGUGCAAUCAAGACCCGAAGAUUUAAAUCCACCUUCGCCGUUAAUGCAACAAAAUUUUCCGCUUCUCGAGCAGAUCCCACAGAAGCCUCAACUGGCAGUACCGGUACUUUCUAAUAAUACCGUCCCUUCUGCCUGUUAAGGUUUAGGCAUUUAAUGAUAAACCAUUACCUAUAUAUUAGAGAUAUAUUGGUGGAGACUCGAAAAUAGACAUAUACUUGUGUACUCGAAUACAUAAGAGCGUAAACCGUAGUGGAACAAAAUUGCUCCACUCCAUUAUUGCGGUUAUCGUCCUUAUUCUCACGAGUCUACCCCUAACUUAUGGCUGUUAUUACUGCGCGCCGAUUCUAGGGUGUAAAAACUGUGUAUGCCCGAGAUCAUAAUUCAUAUCAUAAUCAAUUCCUUGGAACCAAUACGCUGUCUGUAGUUAUGUUACUGUAGGUAUUAUAUGGACAAAAAAUCCUAAUGCUAUUGCGUCUGUAAGCAAUGUCGUUUUAUCAACCACGGGUCCCUUAAGUGUUACUUAUAUAAGUAAAACCAUUUAAACAAAUAACCUAAUUCGGCCCUAGUUUUUAUGAAAUUAAAACUUAGUAUCUUUUUGUGAAAAAUCUCUAACUUUGUAAAAUUUCAAUAUUUUUUUAUCUCGAAUAUUAAAUGAUAAUUAAA
Molecule: messenger RNA, 4107 nt
Organism: Cydia pomonella (codling moth)
Lineage: Eukaryota; Metazoa; Arthropoda; Insecta; Lepidoptera; Tortricidae
Product: protein toll-like
Exons: 8
Coding region: 911-3583 (890 amino acids)
Biological process (GO): toll-like receptor signaling pathway; immune response
Cellular component (GO): membrane
Molecular function (GO): protein binding; transmembrane signaling receptor activity
Source: RefSeq, a predicted model, not a curated record